AUGGGAGGUGGAGGAUAAGAGAGCGCAGAGAGCAACGGAGAGACUGAGAAAUGGAGAAGUACUUCGGUAACGCAUACAGAGGCGACCCGGGGGUCCCACACGCCGACCCGGAACGAUUUGUGAACAUAUGGAUCGGGUCCGCCGCCUUCUCAGCCCUCACCUGGGUCAAUCCCUACAUGUGGCAGCUCUCCAAUCAGUUCAAUUGGCAUGACAAAGCAAUGCUGUUUGAGCAGUACCACUGGAAGAAGGCCAUGAAGAAAGGGGAGCCCUACAAAUUUAAGUGGAACGAGUACAUGGACAGGGACCACAGGGAGUCCUACUAUUUCAACUGGCCUGUUUACUUCCCUUAGCUGUUUUUACUUGUAUGUUGAAAUGGGCAUGCUCUUGUUUCGAAUUCGACUUUGCUGAAACUCUCAUAGCAUGAAGGGUUAUAAGGUUUAUUGUGCUUCUUCAUUGUAAUCAUAUUCUGUAUUGAAUCGAGUGCUUAAAUCCGAAUUUCCUCCUUUGUCGUUGCUAA
Molecule: messenger RNA, 517 nt
Organism: Pyrus x bretschneideri (Chinese white pear)
Lineage: Eukaryota; Viridiplantae; Streptophyta; Magnoliopsida; Rosales; Rosaceae
Exons: 3
Coding region: 51-350 (99 amino acids)
Source: RefSeq, a predicted model, not a curated record